AUGCGGCGGCCGCGGCGUUCGUGUGGCACCAGCCCGUCGCCUGUUAAUUCGUUACGGGACACUGGUAUUUUUAUCAACGGUAACGAACGCACGCGUUCCUUCGAGGCCAACGCCGACGAUGGCGAGGCGGUGGAAUUGGGGCGGGGGAGAGGCGAAGGGAGUUGUGGAGGAGGCGGGAAUGGCGGCCGGUUGGCUGAACCGGCGGCGGGGUUUGGGGCGAUGGAUGAAGGGCGAGGUGAAGGCGGCGGCAGCGGAGGAGGCAACGGCAGGAGUAGGAAUGGCGGCGGGGGUGGAAGAGGGAGAUGGAAACUGCUGGGCGAGACGAGGUGCAUACCGGCAGCGGGCGACGAGGAUGGAGUGGAGUGGCUUAGAUGGCAUGGGGCGGCCCGGGGGCCCAUGGUGCGGGGCGGGGCGGCUGCCGCUGCGCCGCUCCGCGCCACUGUUAAUUGCGGCGUCUUUUUCACAGCCGCUCGCGAGGAUUCGCACGCCGCCGCAGGCAGCCCUUACAAUGUGUGCUCUCCAGAGUACGUCACGAACGUGCACGCUUACACACACACACGCGCACGCGCAUUUCAAAUUGCACGUCUGCAACAGUACGUCGUAGAAGCGCGUAUCUCCCCUCGAGGGACGGGGCGGCGUACACGGCAUCGCGUUUUAACAGGACCGCCCACCCAAGAGGAAGAGCAAGGCGAUCAUGGGCUCCAUCGUGUACUGCAUCCACCACAAGGAGGGCUGCAACUGAAGCGGUCAGAACUCGGGGCCUCCCUCCUCCCCCACCUCCACUCCCGCCAACAACGGGUCACUCUAGCCACCGCGGCGCCCGCGGGCCGCACGACUUCGCAUAAUCGGCAUUGGGAGCCAGGACGGCGGACUCUGAGGAGGCUGGCGUACGGCGGCGGCUCGGGAGUGGCCGGAGUCGGGAGGACGGAGUGGGCGGAUGGGAGGGCGGGGGUGGGCGGCCGGAAGCGGGUGGGGUGGGCGGGGCGGUUUGGCACGGGCAGGCUAAUCACAUGUAGGAGGACGAGGAAAAGACCGCUGGGCGCCGCCAGCGCUACAACUGCGAGGAAAUGGACGUGGGACUGGCGGCGAUUCUGCGUUACCGGUUUCUGGAGCAGCCGGGUCAGAUAG
Gryllus bimaculatus (two-spotted cricket) is the source of this 1128-nucleotide messenger RNA. NCBI's taxonomy places the organism in Eukaryota, Metazoa, Arthropoda, Insecta, Orthoptera, Gryllidae. The record is from the annotation of a GenBank genome assembly.